AUGAGAAAAGGCGUCGUCGGGUUGCCUUGCAUGUUCCCAGUUUGCGUGCCCCCCUUCCCCCUCCGCCUCCGGGGGCCUGGCCGCUCUGCGAGGGGGGGCUGGGGGGUUGGGCUUAAUCUAUCCGCGGACGGGAGCUUCCCGAUGGCGAGUCUAUCGUUUGCUGUCGAUAGAUUGGUGUGGGACGGGAAGGGGUGUGCAAUCCAAGGGAUGCAAACAACCUGUUGUGGCACGGAAGGGAAAAAAGAAGGACGAUGGAAGGAAAAAGUGAAAAAGUUGGGGGCAGGCGGAAAGACGGGUAGAGAUGGGAGUGGAGCUCGUCUUUAUUGGAAACUAGUAUACACUCUCUUUUUUCCUUCUGUGAAAGCGUGA
This is a messenger RNA of Bipolaris victoriae FI3, 369 nucleotides long. RefSeq lists its product as hypothetical. Lineage: Eukaryota; Fungi; Ascomycota; Dothideomycetes; Pleosporales; Pleosporaceae. Bases 1 to 369 code for a protein of 122 amino acids. The transcript has a single exon. The record is from RefSeq and is a predicted model, not a curated record.